Messenger RNA from Portunus trituberculatus (swimming crab), 1425 nucleotides. Its product is annotated as amino acid transporter AVT1D-like. The coding region runs from base 1 to 1308 and encodes 435 amino acids. Lineage: Eukaryota; Metazoa; Arthropoda; Malacostraca; Decapoda; Portunidae. The transcript is spliced from 7 exons. The record is from RefSeq and is a predicted model, not a curated record.
AUGAUGGGUGCGGCUGAGGACGGCAAGACGGUCAUCGUGACGGACGUGGGCACGGGUGUGGGCGUGAUGGGCGGCAGGGGCGGGCUGAGCAUGAUCAUGGCUGCCCUCUUGUUGGUGGCACAGAUGGCUGGCGCUGGAUUUCUGUCACUACCUAAGGCGCUGUCCAACUCUGGGUGGAUCGGCGUGAUGAUGAUGCUGGUGUUCUGCGUGACCGUCGGAUUCUCUGGGACACGUCUGGGGGAGUGCUGGGUUAUGAUGGAAGAGCGCUGGCCUCAACUCUACGCGGGGAAUUCCAGGCAACCCUACAUGGAUAUUGCUGGAGUGGCACUGGGCAGCCCUGGGAGAAUCCUGGCGAUGUUCUCUGUGUUCGCUACGUUAUUUGGCGUCUCCACCGUGUUCCUCGUGCUCAUCUCCUCCUUCAUGCACGACCUGCUGCCGGUGCUGUCUGAGUGUGAGUGGCUGCUGGUGGCUGGCGCUUUCGUUCUGCCCUUCACGUGGCUAGGAACACCCAAGGAUUUAUGGCAGGCGUCAGUGGUGGCGGCGGCGUCGACAGCGCUGGCGUGCCUGGUGAUCUUCGUGGAGCUGCUGGUGGAGGCGCCGGACUAUCCUGAGCCACACUACCCCAACCCCACCGUGUUCACCUUCGCCCUGGGCUUCGCUUCCAUCCUCUUUGCUUUCGGCGGCGCCUCCGUCUUCCCCACCAUCCAGAACGACAUGGCGGACAGGGCGCUCUUCGGACGUAGCGUGGCUCUUGCCUUUCUUGGGCUUCUGAUCAUUUACCUCCCUGUGACGGUGGCUGGCUACGCUGUGAUGGGAGCGGUCGAGAGCAACAUUCUCCUCAACGUGGACACCAGGAAGACUGUUAUCAAGGUGGCAAUAGUGAUGGAGGUGUUGAAUUUGAUCGGAACAUACAUCAUCACCACCAAUCCUAUCUUCCAGUUGUUUGAGGAGAAGCUUGAUGUUGAAAAUAGGUUUGGAUGGCGUCGCUGUGUGCUUCGUUCAGGCGUAGUGGCAGUUCAGCUUCUUAUCGGCCUGGCUGUUCCGAGCUUUGACAUGAUCGUGAAUUUGGUAGGAGGGACCACUGUGCCUAUCUGCUCCUUCAUCCUGCCUGGCAUUAUGUACCUCAGGAUGGUGGACAUGAAGGGAGACUGGAAGAAGAGGUUCGUGCCACUGUGGGAGAGGACGCUGCUGAUUCUUAUCGUGAGUGUGGGCGUGGUGGGCAGCCUUGUAUCCACAGCUACCUCUAUCAUGGAUAUUGCAAACCCCGACAACAUAGGAAAGUCUUGUUUUAUACACUUUUCAACGUAGUGUGUGUAUUCACCUAGUUGUAAUUUUUCCAGGGCCUGGGUAUCAUACUCGUGUGGCCCCGUCUCCAUAUCUACACACAUCCAACCUUCCUUUCAAACUAUGCACACUCCUCGCUGA